Solanum stenotomum is the source of this 638-nucleotide messenger RNA. Its product is annotated as inactive protein RESTRICTED TEV MOVEMENT 1-like. Lineage: Eukaryota; Viridiplantae; Streptophyta; Magnoliopsida; Solanales; Solanaceae. The coding region runs from base 10 to 522 and encodes 170 amino acids. The record is from RefSeq and is a predicted model, not a curated record. The transcript has a single exon.
AUACAAUAUAUGGAUACGAUCAAAGUUGGGGCAGUUGGAGGACGUGGUGGAUCAAUUUGGGAAGAAGAAGGAGAUGAAUUAGUUGGAAUUUUUGUUUCUUAUGAUGAGGACAUAGUUUAUUCACUUCAAUUCCUGAAUUAUGUGAAUGGCAAAUUAGAUAUGUCAGCUAAAUACGGUACUAAACAAUGUGAAAUGUACUGUGCAAUUAUGUUGGAUUAUCCAUCGGAAUUUCUUACUUCCAUAAGUGGCUCGUUUGAACGUAUCAACAAAAAGUUAACAAUUUUAAGAUCGAUAAAAUUUUGUACCAAUAAAGGUUCUUAUGGACCAUUUGGUACUCCGUCAACUGAUGGCAAUAAUAUUGACUUCAAUUUUGUAAUAGGAAAUUAUCAAUUUUUUGGUGGAUUUCAUGGCACAUAUAAUUGUAAUGGCAUUGAGAGUAUUGGGUUUUAUGUUAAGAACAUUUCAUCUUCUCAUGUAAUCAAGCUCAAAGAUUCUCCAGUUAAGGUUAAAGAGGAAAAAUAAGAAGAUUAAUUAUAUUUAUAUAAAUAUGAUAUAGUAUAGUUUGUAUUGUUUAUUUACUCAUUUUGUUUUAGCUUUACAUAAUGUAUUUGGUGUUUGGUUAAUAUGUAUGUAUGGAU